AUGGCCUCGAAACCACCGCCCUCCUCGCCAACGGCAUCGCCAACAGCGUCGCCCUACCCCUUCGCCGCAGCACCAGACAUUGUGCGCGCGCACCAAAAAGACGCCUACUUUACAGGCCACCUAGCCAACACCAUCAGCGACCUCUACCGCCGGCUCUUCGGCGCCCGCGCAACACACUCGCUCGCGCCCGAGCUGCGCUCCCUCGCAGCCCUGCUCUACUUCGCGCUCACCACGCUCCCGGGCAACCGGACCCUCGGCGAAGAAUACUGCGACCUGGUGCAGGUGGAAUCGCCCACCGGCCGGCUCCCAGACGUCAGGAAGCGCGCAGCCUACAUCGCGGGCACCAUCCUCCUGCCGUACCUCGCCGGCCGCGCGCUCCCCGGCCUGCGCGGCCGCCUGCGCAGGCUCAUCGACGGCCGGCUCGACGCGCUCCGCCGCAAGGGCAGCCAGGCGGGCAGGGAGGCCCGCGAGCGCAACGCCCACCCGGCCGCCGCCGACGUCUCCCUCGACCACGCAAACUCCUACUCGGCAAACAGCGACCUGCUCCUCGCGGAGCUGGGCGCCCGCGGGCCCCAGGAGAGCAGGGUCGAUCUCGCCCUCACCACCCACACGCCCGUCUCUCCGUCGCCGCGCUUCGACCUGGCCCACGCCCGGGCAAUGGGCUACAUCAGGGGUUCCCAGCAGCGCAAGUGCACCCUCUGCCUCGAGGAGAUGAAGGACCCGUCGGCAACCCAGUGCGGACACGUCUUUUGCUGGGAGUGCAUAGGGGACUGGGUGAGGGAGAAGCCCGAGUGUCCGCUGUGCAGGAGGGAGGCCAUGGUGCAGCACAUUCUGCCCCUGAGGGUCAUGUAA
Metarhizium acridum CQMa 102 is the source of this 852-nucleotide messenger RNA. Its product is annotated as peroxisome biogenesis factor 10. Gene Ontology annotation, molecular function: zinc ion binding. The record is from RefSeq and is a predicted model, not a curated record. Gene Ontology annotation, biological process: protein import into peroxisome matrix. Lineage: Eukaryota; Fungi; Ascomycota; Sordariomycetes; Hypocreales; Clavicipitaceae. Gene Ontology annotation, cellular component: peroxisomal membrane.